AUGUCAUAUCAUACAGAUGCGAGGGAGACAGAAGACUAUCCUAUCGAAAAACCGCAAACUUCUCUGCUGGCACUGUUGGCCGACUUCAGUGACCAGGAGAGGGCUAAGGGAGAAGAGCAGAGCCAUCGCCAUAACGAGCCAAUAAGGUCGUUCAAUGAAUCCACACAAGGCCAUAGACCGUCAACUGUGUCCAAUCUAUCACCCCAAUCAAGUGCUCCGACUGCUCACUCCCCAAAAGAUCCAAAAUUCAAAAACAGUCACCCACAGCAGGCUGCUACUAGUGGCAUGAUCGGAUCUCUACCAGACCAAGGCCCAAGCCAUGAAUACUUUGGGGGGUCAAGUGCUGGCAGUUUUGUUGGUCAAGUCCGCGCGGCAGUGUCCCAAAAAUUGAAUGUGAGGGACCAGCGCUUGCCCACCGACGAGAUUACUGACGGCUCUGACCCAUCAAGCGCAAGGCUCCAAAGUCAUUCUCGCUUACCGAUCGACUUUGUGCUUCCUUCAAGAAGGAGAGCAGAUGAACUUAUGGAGGUGUACUGGGAGUUUGUGUACCCUUUAUAUCCAUAUGUCGACAAGACAGAGACCAUCCUCAAAUAUCAAGACUUGUGGAAAGAAAAAAGUGACUACGAUGAGGAGGCCAUAUUUAUUUGCGGCUUGAACGUCAUCUUUGCACUUUCAUGUCAACUGAUCGGGGAGACACAUCAACGUGAAAACUCAGCAAAGGUGUUUUUUGAGAGGGCGAAGUCUCUUCUCGAUCCAUGGCAUUCUGGGUCUUUCCAGUACGUCCAAGUCUGCCUACUGCUCGGACAAUACUUUCAAAGCACAAAUGACCCUCACCAAUGCUGGACGACAGUUGGAAUGGCAAUCCGCACGGGGCAAAGUCUGGGACUUCAUCUUCCAGAAACAUCCGAGAACACGGCGUCACCACGGAAAAGGGAGCUUCUGAGGAAGGUCUGGCACGGUUGUGUCAUCAUGGAUCGAAUAACAUCUAUGACAUACGGGAGGCCGACCAUGAUUGGGAAGGAUCUCGCAGCAGCUGUGCCACGGCCCUUAGGCAUUGAUGAGGACAGGCUACAGCCCUUUGGACCCGUACCCACACCGGAUCGACCAUCUAUAGUCGACUUCUUCGUGGAAACGCUAGGCCUUUACGAGAUCCUCUAUGACAUUCUCGUAGCAUUUUAUUCCUCGUCAAUAGCCGAUGAUGGGUCAGGAGAAGGCCGGUGGGCAAGGUACUUUGGCGGUUCGGAGCCUGACACGAACAAGGGCCCAUCUGUGCAUGCCAUUGACCGGAGGCUGAUCCGCUGGGAGGCCAAUCUGCCUUCCCAUCUAAAGACUGAACAAGUCUCUACUCAAACUGAGACAAACAAGUAUUUCGUGCGCCAGGCGGUGAUACUUCGCCAGAGAUAUCUCCACAUCAGACUACUUGCACUUCGGCCAGUGCUCUCUGCGUAUGUUGCUGCAGAAACGAGCAACGACGACAUCACCAGCACAUUUGGUGGCAUCCUCACUCAGCGCAUCGCUUUUCAAUGCGCAAUUGUCUGUAUCACUGUCGCUCAAGAUACCAUCGACCUUGCCUAUACCCGACGAUCUGGUGAUCCAGCGGCCGUCGGUCCGAUCGCAGCUUGGUGGUACAACGUCCUAUUCGUCUACUCUGCCGCAACUGUGCUGGUGGCAGGCAAGCUCUGCCCCUCCAUUCUAACAGAACUAAGUGAGAAGUCGAUUUCCCGCUCAUGGCAUCGAGCUAUCGAGAUUCUCGAACACUAUCAGGCUUUCGGGCCGGUCAUCAAGCAAUUAGUCGCGGCACAGCAUGUCCUAUUCAAUACCCUUCCAGAGCAUUACUCACAGACUAAAGGAUCGAGGCGGCCCGAAAACAGCUCAGGCCACCUUGAUCUUGAUGCUAACAAUCUGUCUGCGCUAUCGUCUCGUUAUAUUGCACCGAUGGGCCCAAACCCCUACAGCCAUUUGGAUUCAGAUAUUGAUGUUGGCGGCGGCUGCAAUCCUUUGGCUUCUGCGGAUUUGAGCAAUCAAGCGUUCAAUUACGAUUUCGACUUCGUGUUUGACAACAACGACCUAUCCUGGCUCAAUAGCAUGCCAUUCGAGCUCUGA
Exophiala aquamarina CBS 119918 is the source of this 2103-nucleotide messenger RNA. RefSeq lists its product as uncharacterized. The transcript is spliced from 2 exons. Gene Ontology annotation, biological process: positive regulation of transcription from RNA polymerase II promoter by galactose; DNA-templated transcription. Bases 1 to 2103 code for a protein of 700 amino acids. Lineage: Eukaryota; Fungi; Ascomycota; Eurotiomycetes; Chaetothyriales; Herpotrichiellaceae. Gene Ontology annotation, molecular function: DNA-binding transcription factor activity, RNA polymerase II-specific; RNA polymerase II cis-regulatory region sequence-specific DNA binding; zinc ion binding. Gene Ontology annotation, cellular component: nucleus. The record is from RefSeq and is a predicted model, not a curated record.